UACAACAGAGGACAGCAGGCUGAGCAGCUUCACUCACUCGGUCGGCGCUGAAGAAUGAAAAUGAAGCAAUAACUAAUAAACUCUUUUUCUCAGGUGAUUAUUUUAAAUUGCCUGCACUUUGUCUCCCACUGUAACCAGUUAUUCUUAUUGCCCUCUUAUAGCACACCCCACCUCCCCACCAACUGAGACUAGACUAGACCAUACCAACUCUGACGUGAUGGGAGGGGGCUUGGCUGCGGUACCGUGACAACUGCAUCCUUUGGGUCACCCGUAACAAGCUGACUGAUGCUUGAAUUUUUUCCCGGUGACAUUUUUGCAGUGGUAUAAAAAUCCCCGCAGGCUCACCAGCCUGACGCGGGAGGUGCGCAGAGGUUUUCGAGCUGCGUUUCCCUCCUCGUGUCUCAUACACUCUUGAGCCAGUCAGCAGAGCAGGCUGAACAAAGCCAUGGGAGAGAGAGAGAGGAGCUUCUGGGAAGAAAUGUCUCUCACUGACUCUGUCGCCUCGACAACCGGGUAAGAAAGGAGGGGAGGGAGAGAAAGGACUGGGGAGCAUAAAAGGAGAGGAAAACAACACAUUAUGAACUGCCGGGGUUAGAGGAUUCUUGCAGAGUGAGGGGAGGAUAGUGGAUUUGUUUUUGUGUGGGUUUCUCUGCUGAGGGCUCCCUCAGUGUGCCUCUUGAUGAGUUAUUAACUAUGACAUUAAAACACUAACUGAUCAUUUCUCUCCCCCCCACAUGAGUGCGUGGAGCAGAUGAAAUUGCAGAGCACAAGUUCAGCACAUUACAAGUGGACCAAACAGGCCUGAUCGCCCCACCUGUAAUUUUUGUUUCAUCAGCCUCAGGUGCCGCAAUGGAUGUGGAUGAUGAGCCGUUGCUGUUUCACACCAGCUGGGGUGGUGGAGAAGAGGAAGAGGAGGAGGAGCUGGAGGAAGAUGAUGGAGCAGCACACGCCGCAGAGCAGAGCUGUUCUUCAGGGGAUGCUGGGGUUUGUGGACUGUGGAAGGUAGUGGGGUGGGUUUACACGCAACCCUGGGCCAGUGGGGCGGUUUUAGGGGCAGCUGUCCUGCUGCCAUGUGCCCUCUUUGCCUACAUGCUGCUCUACUGCCCUCCUCUGGACAUAGACCUCUCCUACAGUGCCUUUGAGGUUCACAGCCACUUCUCAGCUGAACGUUUUGACGCCCUCGCCAUCGCCGUAAAGACUCAGCUGGGGUCGUGGGACAGACGCAGGCGAGACAUAGAUAACAUGGAGUCUGAGGCGCUGCGAGAGCUUCUGCUGGAAAAGCUUGGCAGGAAGGGAGUGUUCAAUAAGAUGGAUAAUGAGGACACGGGGUCCUCCGCUCCUCAAAGGGACCCUUUACAAGCCAGCGAUCAUCAGAAGAGAGGAGCUGCAGCAAGCAGAGAUGAAAGGACAGCGCCUCAUCUGGGUCAGGGGGAAACGGGGACGCAUGAAAGCAUAAAUCCAGGAAAAGAGGAGGAAGAGGCGAGAUUAGGGCAUGGAAAUUCAACUUUUUCCCUCAUUAGGAAGCGCAGAUUUGUUCCCAAUUAUUACUUACAGAGCCAGGCUCUGUGGAGGAUUGAGCUGGUGUUUGUGGCUCAAGGCAAAGGCGAGCGCAACAUCUUCACUCCAGAGCGCCUGCAGACGAUACACCAAGUUGAGCGGCUGCUCAUGCAGCACCCACAGUUUCAUCAGUUCUGCUGGAAGCCUCUGGAGUUACUGAGGGAUCUGCCACUGGGGCCGUCCUACUGCUCCCCACCCAGCUCCCUCCUGUCAUACCUCUACCCCAGUGAAAGAGGAGGCAAGAUCUACUAUGAUGGCAUGGGCCCAGACUUGGCUGAUAUUAAAGGUUCUCUGAGCCUGGCCAUUACCCACCCGCAGUUUUACUGGUACGUGGAUGAGAGUCUGUCCCCGGAGCAUCUGUCCUCAUCCCUGUUACGCAGUGAGAUCCACUUCGGAGCUCCUCUGCCAUCCUACUACUCCCUGCAGGACCGAGCAGAUGAGCAGAGAACACGCUUCAAAAACUUUGUGGUCCAAUAUGCAGACAUCCUGGCCAAGCAGUCUACCAGUCAGGUAAAGGUGCUAUAUGGGGGGACAGAGCUGUUUGAUGACGAGGUGAGACACACCUUCCACAAUGACAUGAUGCUGGCUGUGGUCAGCGGAGCCUGUAUUACUGUGCUUGUCUACGUCCUUACCUCCUUUUCUGUCUUUUUGACUUUCUUUGGACUCGCUAGCAUCGGACUGAGCUGCCUGAUGGCUCUUUUCUUAUACCACGUCGUGUUUGGCGUGAGGUACCUGGGCAUUCUCAACGGAGUUGCAGCGUUUGUUAUUAUCGGUAUCGGGGUGGAUGAUGUGUUUGUGUUCAUCAGCACUUUCAGACAGGCUUCUCAUUUGCAUCAGCCGCAGCAGCGAAUGAUCUACACGAUUAAAACAGCUGGCCGAGCGACAUUUCUGACCUCCUUCACGACUGCGGCCGCUUAUGCCGCUAACACCUUCUCUCAGAUCCCAGCCGUGCAUGACUUCGGCCUAUUCAUGGCUCUCAUCGUCAGCUGCUGCUGGCUUUGGGUGUCUGUCCUGAUGCCAGCCGCCCUUUGUAUCUGGACACAGUUUGUGGAGCCUCGUGAACAUGCCUGGUUGAGCUGCUGGAAGCUGUUUUCGGGCCUGUCGGCGAACCACAGCCCUUUGUCAGAUGAGGAUGAUGAUGUGGCUCUUCUGUCAGUGGAAAUGGAGCCAGGCUUCUGCGACACAGACGGGGAUGCGGCCAUCCUGUCCCUGUCGGUCGAGACACCUCUGUCCCCUCCGGGGCAGCGGCACGUGGGUGUGGUGAGCACCAAUCUCCAGUGGGCCUUGAAGCACUUAGUGGCUGAGCCGGUUGUGGAGCGACGGAAAACUGUUCUAGGUGUCUUUCUCUUGGUUCUGGUCUUCUCAGCUGCCUUCUGUUGUCUCCUGAGGCCGGCCACUCACGCUCCCCUUCUUUUCCGCCAAGAUACAAACCUCCAGAGUCUGCUGGCUCUGCGGAGCAACCUCAGCGGCCAAGGCAUCUCCUGUCCCAUGUGCUCAGGUGUGUUCAUGGAAAAACCCCACCCACUGCCCACCCACGCUCCCUCGUCUGCAUUUUUGUAUUCUACACAUCAGCAGAGGCCGAGCAGGACAACUCCCGCUGCUGCUCCGAGUGAAGUGAAACAGAACUCACUCGCUAACCAAACAGGCCCUCUUGUGACAGUGUAUGUAUCAAAGUUAGACCACGGAGCCUCUACGACCAUUUACCGCUUCUCCCUUAACACCAGCAUCCCGUCCCCAUGGAAGAUGUGCAGCACAGAGCGUGAGGAGGUGUCAUCAUUCCAGGCUUUUAAUCAGCCCCAUGGCAAUUACACCGCCAGAAUGACAGUGUGUGUUUCCCACGUAUACCUCCCGUACGACAGCUGGAUGAUCACGUCCGGCUCGUGUGAUCCUCGUCAUGGCUGGACGCCAGAUUUUUCCUUUUAUGUAGCAUCAUCUCCCCAGCAGCACAGCAGGAAGCUGUACUUUGCUCAGUGCCGCCUGAGACCUCAUCCCAGCCGUGUGUGUGUCAACCCGCCAGGCUGUGGCAUCAGCUCUGGGCCUGAUGGACCUUCACGGGGAAGCUUUUAUACGCCUUUUCCCAGCGAUCCCUCAUCUGCUGCCAAAACGAAUCCAUCCAAAACGUUUGGCUUCAAUCCUUGCAGCGGCGGUGUGUGUGGCCACCCGGCGGUGCGUCCUCUGGUUGACACCGGAGCCAUGGUUUUCCUUGUGUUCGGGAUCCUGGGAGUGAACCGAACCGAACGCAGGGACAACCACGUGAUUGGAGAUAUGGGCAGCAUUAUACUGGAUCCAGACUUUGAUAUUUUCCAGGAGAUGGGGCAUCUGUGCAAAAUCUGCAAAGCUGUUAGUGCAAACACACAGCUCGUGAAGCCGGGAGGAGCACAGUGCUUGCCGUCAGGCAACAAGCUAUCUUCCAUUCUGCCUCUUCUUCAUCCCGAGUGCCACUCUCUCCCUGAACCCAACCUGCUCCCAGGGCAGCUGUCCCAUGGAGCGGUGGGAAUGCAUGGGGGGAAGGUCCGCUGGCUGUCCAUGGCCUUCGAAUCUACCACAUACAAGGGAAAAUCCUCAUUUCAGACGUAUUCCGAUUUCCUUCAGUGGGAGAACUUCAUCCAGGAGCAGCUCGCAACUCUCCCGCAGACCUCUUCUCUGCAAAGAGGCUUUCAGACUUGUGAGCACUGGAAGCAGAUCUUCAUGGAAAUCAUAGGUGUGGAGAGUGCCCUCUGGAGUCUGCUGCUGUCUCUGGCCAUCUGCGUGGCAGCUGUGUCUGUGUUUACCGCACAUCCUCUGCUGCUGCUGCCCGUGCUCGUAACCAUUCUCGGGGUGAUCUGUCUGGUAGUGGCGCUCAUGUAUUGGCUGGGAUGGGAGAUGGGAGCAGUGGAGGCAAUUUCUCUGUCAAUACUUGUUGGAUCCUCAGUGGAUUACUGUCUACACCUGGUGGAGGGAUACCUUCUGGCUGGGGAGACCACACCUUCUAUGCCUUCUCAUAACUUGGAGCCUCAGGCCGAGAGGCAGAGGCGGACUCUGGAGGCAGUGAACCAUGUGGGUGUUGCCAUAGUGUCCAGCGCUGUCACCACAGCGAUCUCCACAGUCCCUCUCUUCUUUUGUGUCAUUGUGCCUUUCGCCAAGUUCGGCCAGAUUGUGGCCAUUAACACGGCCGUCUCCAUUUUGUUCACCCUGACCGUGACUGUGGCCACGUUGGCCUGCGUGGCCCCGGCCCGCUUCAGCAGACACCCAGGCGCUGUACUCAAGGCCAGCCUGGCUGUGAUGGCAGCCGCCUCUUUGGGAGCAGCUCUGUGGUGGGUCGGGGGACAGCUGGGUGCCAUGGCCUGGCAGUCACUCGCCACAUAAACACUACUGAUGUCACACAGAGGCGUUCCUCUGUAUGCAACCUGUGAGAACUAUUUUCUUUUUUCCAUGUUUGUGGAACAACGGCUCAGUACACGGUCACAUACUUUACAGCACAAAGAUGUCAGAGUUAUCAGGUUUUUUUUCUUUGUUUUCACUUGUAUUGAUCAAUUGUUAAGUAUAGAGGGGAAAAAUCCUCACUCUGGGUGUCUCUUUUUAAAAUCUAGUGUAACUGAAUAUGUGACUCAUAAUAGUAGGUUGAUCUUUCUUUGCUGACACAAUGAUUCACACGAGCUGUAUUUUUGGUUUGUUUCCCCCCCUUCAUCUUCAGCCCUAGAUGAUGGAGUAAUUGUUGGGAAACACUGGCUGAGUCACAAUUUUCAUUUGUGUUACUUAUUGAGUUGUGAAGAGUUGCUGACUGUUCUGUGACCUGCUUUUGUGAACAGUGACACGGUGCAGCGCUGCGAUGUCCGUGAAGACCAGUGUUAAUGGUUCACUUUGAUACGUGGCCAUGUUGUGAAGCAUCAGAAUGUUUCUUUGGGUUUUUUUUUUUUUUGUUCGUUAUUUUGUUUUCUUUGUCUCGAUUUUGCACUGAAUGUGAUUUUUUUCAGCCACAUUUGUAUCAGAGCUUAUGAUGUCCCACUGUGGCUGGAUUAAAAGUUCAAUAAACCAAAUUUAUACUCUGUUUUUAUGUUAAAUGUAAUGUAAGGUGAUGUAAAUGUCUGCGUAUGCUGCUCUUACUCAUUCUGAACUGAGCUUUGGAUGCUGCCAACACACACACGUUUAGAAGAACUGUCAAAGCCAAUAUUUAGCACAAGUCACCUUCCUCUCUUGUGACUUCGUUUUAUCUCAGAUGUUACAAAAUGCUUCAAGGUGUCUAUUUUUGUCAUUGGGUUAAAAGAGACCUCUUAUCAGCUCCUCAGGUGUACCCUCCACCACACUCACAGCCUCUCACUGUAACCUGCACUGUUCUCCCACAAUUCAGAGCAGCACUCAAUAGCGGCUCCGCUCUGCCCCGCAGUGAAGGUGACGGCCAUUUGUCAAACCGCACAACAUAAUAACGGUCGGGGGAGAGGGGCCGACUGCAGCAGGAGCAGUAAAUUCUGGUUUAUGUGCGUGUUGUUACUCGUGGAUGUCAAAUAAAACAGGUGCAGAAAAGCUCGGGGUCUUUUCUUUUUGUUUUUCUUCCUCCUGCACCGUUAUGUAACGGAGCGGCGGGAUGACGGCCUGUCGCUGUUUGCUUACAGUCACGUAAUUACCGGGAGAGCUACUGUAGAUUGCUUCGCAUCUCUGGGCGGCUGUUAAUAACUCAUGUGAAAGAGGUCAGAUGAAACAAUGAAUUGCAUUAAUGUUUCAUGCUGGUUAUUAAAUAAAGAGACGCUGUUCUACACAAAGAGGCAUUUUCUACUCAGCGUGAUGGAAAUGGAUGUAAGAAGAUGAGAACAAAUAGGAGUAAAAUUAGAAGGAAAAAAAACCCGUUGACUUUUGUUCUGGAGAGACUUUAAUUUCUACUGUGAAUGGAGAGGAGUGUUUGAAUGUCUGUGUACCUUUCACAUUCAUUUCCUUCUUCUUUUUUUAUUACCGCAGUGCUUCUUGUAGAGUGCGUAGAUGUAUCGAGCUUGAUAUGGACAUCCCUCUCUGUACCUACCUAUCUAUUGAUAUGUCCAACAAUAGCUAUUUCUGUCUACCAUCUAUUGAUAUCUCUCUCUCUACCCCUUCAUUUAUCGAUAGCUCUCUCUCUCUCUCCACCUCAUCUGUAUCGAUAUCUCUCUCAGUACCCAUCUAGCUAGCUAUCUAAUGCUAUUCUCAAUCUCUCUCUACUUAUUCCAAUAGCUCUUGAGAUAUAAAAUAAUAAGAAAUAUUGAGAUGUAUCUCUACUUAUAACUAUAGAUGGGUAGAAAUACACAUAUCUAUUAAUUUACAUGGUACUUUUUUGUUUAGUUUGUAAAAAGAUCUCUCCAAGCCUGCAGUCUUGUUACACAUUUAUGCAUUUGCAGUACUUUUGUUAAGUAAAGGCCCUACUGUCAGGCACUCAAGCAGUUGGUUUUUUUUUGUGCAGCAACAUCGCUCUGCUCCUCAUAUUUUCAUGGAAAGAAAAAAAGCAACAGGAGAGUAAUGGAAUAAUCAGAGGGAGAGUGAUGUUACAUGUAGAGGAAUGAAUAUUUAGCAAAGUGGAAAAGCAAAUGCUUUCCUACUGUCGUCUGCAAUGAAAAAGCUCCCGUCUAUAAAUACUGAAUAACAGAUAAUAUGAAUAAGAGAUAGCCUGUUUAUAUUUGACUUUGUUCUUUUCCUGUGUUUGCAAAGCUUCUUCGAGAAACUUACUUCAAACAGGGACCAUUCAAGUCGUCUGGUCUGUUACUCCUCCUUGCACGUCCUGGGUAAUCUCUGCCAGAACACAAUUUAACUACAGUGGCCUAAAAAAAAAAAAAAACAGGCUUACAGAGCUGAGCUCAAUUAGCAGUAUGAAUAAAAGGUCAGUCAUCAAACAAGUGUGUCAGACCGCAGAAAGCUCAUGCAACAUGGUGCUGAAUAAUAAAUAAAGAGAAGGAAUGAGUGAGCAACAAAGUAUAUUCAACACUGACCAUUGGCUAUACAUUGGAAGGCAAUUUUGGGCUAACUUCAGAAAUACCUCCCCCCAUUACAUUAUAUAUGUAAUCACUAUGACAAUAAAUACCCAGGCUCAUUUGGUUCUUGAGAAAUACUUCAUUGUACCAAGAAAAAGGCAUUUUCUCUGGAGAGAAAUUAUUUUACAUCAGACGUGUAAAUCAACACUGAAACAUAAGUCAUAUCUUUAUUACCCCAUGUUACAGGGCACACACAAUGUUCAAGUAUGCCUGAGGAACUAAAUGGAGCAAUUACAAAAAAAAAAAAAAAUAUAUAUAUAUAUAUAUAUA
Messenger RNA from Oreochromis aureus, 7793 nucleotides. It is a transcript of the gene disp3, whose product is annotated as dispatched RND transporter family member 3. The transcript has 21 exons. Bases 850 to 4902 code for a protein of 1350 amino acids. Lineage: Eukaryota; Metazoa; Chordata; Actinopteri; Cichliformes; Cichlidae. Gene Ontology annotation, cellular component: membrane. The record is from RefSeq and is a predicted model, not a curated record.